Messenger RNA from Elgaria multicarinata webbii, 2895 nucleotides. Its product is annotated as zinc finger and SCAN domain-containing protein 21-like. The coding region runs from base 757 to 2376 and encodes 539 amino acids. Gene Ontology annotation, biological process: regulation of transcription by RNA polymerase II. The transcript has 4 exons. Gene Ontology annotation, cellular component: nucleoplasm. The record is from RefSeq and is a predicted model, not a curated record. Gene Ontology annotation, molecular function: DNA-binding transcription repressor activity, RNA polymerase II-specific; RNA polymerase II cis-regulatory region sequence-specific DNA binding. NCBI's taxonomy places the organism in Eukaryota, Metazoa, Chordata, Lepidosauria, Squamata, Anguidae.
GGCUUUUGAACUUCCUUCCCAGCCAAAGAGCUGCAGCAGACAGAGAUGGAGAAGAGAAGGGAGGUUUCUCAUUAUUAGAGACAAAGGCAGCAGGGAAGAGGCUGAGCUGCCGGGCUAAAACCAUAAGAAGACUCUUGCUGCACCUGAUCAGCACUCCCAUCUGUGCUCAGGAUCUGGGCCGUUCUGGUUGCUUAAAAGAAGGACUUUGAUAACCGAGCUGCUUCUUGGUUUGCUUGAAACCAUCAUUUACUCCUGAGUAUUCCCUUUGCUUGUCCAGAAGCCUCAUACGAUUUCUGUAGGAUCGAUUUUAUUAUAUUGAUCAAACUCUGGGGACCAGAAUAAAGAGCUUAGGUGGGGGUGGCCUGCUGUGAAUUGCCAAAAAAAGAGGACAUGCACCACCGCAAAAGAGGACACUAAUUCACAUAAAAUUUGCACGUGCUAAUUUAUAUGAAUAGAGGCCAGCUUAGAAAUCAUUAUAAUUCGAAUAGAAAUGUGGUCCAUUUCACCACAGUGUGGAAGAUUCUGACCAGGUGCUAACUAUUGUUGGGCAACUUUAUCGCUCAGCUCUUCCUUCUUAUGGUUCUUUAUCUAUAAACUGGGAUUGGACAGGACUGCCCUUCAAAUAGAGGACCGUCCUCUAUAAAAGAGGCCACCCGGCCUGUGCGGAGCUGUGUCAUAUUUAUAGGUGCCAACUCAAAGUUCUUGGGGCCCUAGAGCGGGAGUCUUUCUCGACCCAGUUCCCCAAAAGAGAGAAAGAUGACGACAAAGAUGACGACAACGGAAGGGUCUUCAACGGCCGUGGGUCUUCCGUUCCCCUCCGCCCAGGAGGAAGGAGGAGGUGCAGGAAUAAAAACAGAGGAGCAGGUUGAGCCAGAGUCAGGGGAAGGAUCGGAGGAAAAAGAGAAAACUCCUCACGUCAUCCAGUCGGGGACUCUGAGAGAGUUUUUGAAAUGGGCAGCACCUCAGCAGAUAAAACAAGAACCGGAAGAGGUUCUUCCCGAGCACUGGGAGGCCCAGUGGAGGGAAUUCUUGAAGGCGAUGCAGGCUGCUCCGUCGGAGCCCUCCUCCCCUGCUGGUAAGUCUCCUUUGAACCGCUGCCAACGGACCGCGGACCGUGUCCACCGCCACCAUCCCCGACCGAGCGGAGAAGGAGGAGCAACAGGAGCCCCUCUAGGCCUCCGAGGCGAAGCCAAACGGGGCCGGGGCAACCUGAGCGCCAGAGGCAACAAAGGCUCUCGCCGGAAGAUCAAGGCAACCCUCCUGGAGAGGACGGAGACGCAACGCCAGCGUUUCCGGACGUUCUGCUUCGAGGAGGCGAAGGGCCCCCGAGAGGUCUGCAGACGGCUUCGUGAGCUCUGCCACCAGUGGCUGAAGCCGGAGAGCCGUACCAAGGAGGAGAUCCUGGAGCUGCUGAUCCUGGAGCAGUUCCUGUCUGUCCUGCCCCAGGAGAUGCAGGGCUCCGUCAGGGAACGGGGCCCAGAGUCCUGCGCCCAAGCCGUGGCCCUGACGGAGGGCUUGUUGCUGAAACAGCAACGAGGGCCCAAAGGAAGAGGGCCUCGCAAGGUGCCAAGUUCUUUUGAAGAUGGAGCAGUCGGCCCCUCCCGGGCACGACGAGUUUCAGCAGAUACUGGACAGAAGCCAGCCAAGCUGGAGAGCAGUGGAGAUGUUAGCCCAUUGGGCCACUGCAGGGCUGGUGGUGGCGCUGUGGAGAAGAAAGCUAAUCGUGGUGCGGGGAAUGGGUCUUGCAGCCCACUGACGACCCAACAAGGAGAUGGUAACUUGCAAAGCACUGAGAGUGGGAAAAGGGCCCGUCGGACACCCAACUUCGUCUCGCGCCAGAAAGGCCACGCAGCACAGAGUCCCCAUCAGUGCCCCGAUUGCGGAAAGCGCUUCACUCAGCGCUCAAGCCUCACAAUUCACCGGAGAAUCCACACGGGAGAGAAGCCCUACCCGUGCCCAGAGUGUGGGAAAUGCUUCCGACAGAGCUCGAACCUUCUCAAACACCAGAGAAUCCACUCGGGAGAGAGGCCCCAUCAGUGCCAGGAUUGCGAGAAAUGCUUCGCCCAGCGCUCGCACCUCCUCAUCCACCAAAGGACCCACACGGGGGAGAUGCCUUACGUCUGCUCCAAGUGCGGGGAAAGUUUCAGCCAGCACCGAGGCCUCAUCGCUCAUAAGAGAGUCCACACCGGAGAGACCCCUGGAGGCUACGGCUGUCCAGACUGUGGGAAACAUUUCCAGCAGAAUUCGGAUCUUAAUAAGCACCUGAGAAUUCACACCGGGGAGAAGCCCUACAGCUGCCCAGAAUGUGGGAGACGUUUUCGCUACAGCUCCAAUCUUAGUAAACACCAGAGAACCCAUAAGGGAGAGAAGUCUUAAGUCUUCAAAUGAGUGCGGGAAAAGCUUCAGCCACUUACAGCAUAAUCCUACACAUGUUUAGACAGCAAAAAGUCCUACAACUCCCAGUACCUCAGCCAGCCAACUCCCAGCAUGGCUAGCUGUGGCAUGCUGGGAAUUGUAGGACUUUUUUCUGUCUAAACAUGCAUAGGAUCAUGCCCUUACGACUCAGAAUAUGUACCAAUAAGUCCAUACGGGAGAGAGGCCCUACAGGUGCAUGGACUGUGGCAAGACAUCUAUAUCCAGCUCUAAACUCACAACACACAUGAGAAUCCAUUCGGGACACACUCUGUACAUCUGCAAUGAAUGUGGGAGAAGUUUCAGUUCGUACGCUGCCUACGCUACAUCAGAGACUUCACUGUAUGACUUUGAUAUUUUGAUUGUUGUAUUUUGUUUGGUUGGUUGGUUAGCUAUUUUAUUGUUCGUUUUGGUUUUUUAUGACUGUAAACUACCCCAAGGGGAUCUGCCAGUUGGGCGGUAUACAAAUGUAAUAAAUAAAUA